GCUUUAAGCAGUUCUGUCUGUUGUGAAAUCGUCAGUCUAUCUGUCUCACUGCAGCAGGAAUGGCUUCAAACUUAUGGUCAGAGGAGCACUUGAUCUGUCCUGUGUGUAUGGAGAUAUUGAAGGACCCAGUCACUAUUCCAUGUGGACACAGUUACUGUAUGGGGUGUAUUAAGAACUACUGGGAUCAGGCUGAUCAUACAGGUGUCUACAGCUGCCCCCAGUGCAGAAAGACCUUUACCCCGAGGCCUGAUCUGUGCAGAAACACCAUGCUGGCCGAACUUGUGGAGGAAAUAAAGAAGAGGGGACUCAAUCCUCAUCCUGUUCAAAGUUAUGUUGGACCUGGAGAUGUGCCGUGUGAUUUCUGCACUGGGAGAAAGUUCAAAGCUGUGAAAUCCUGUUUGACGUGCCUGGCCUCUUACUGUGAAACACACGUCAAGCCACACAGUGAGGUUACUGCAUUACAGAGGCACAAACUGAUCAACGCAAUUAGAAAUCUGGAGCAGAAGCUUUGUACUGCACAUCAAAAGGUUUUGGAUAUCUUCUGCAGAACCGAUCAGACUUGUGUUUGUGUGUUGUGUACAGACGAGGAUCACAAGAGCCAUGAUACAGUCUCAGCUGAGAAAGAAAGGAGUGUGAAACAGAAGCAACUGGGAGAGAAACAGACAGAAAUACAACAGAGAAUCCAGAAGAGACUGAAAGAAAUUGAGGAGCUGAAACAGGCUGUGGAGUCACUGAAAAGAUCUGCAUGCAUAGAAAUAAAGGAAAGUGAGAAGAUCUUUACUGAGCUGAUCCGAUCCAUUGAGAAGAUCCACACUGAGGUUAUUGAGCUGAUUGGAGCUAACGAGAAGGCUGCAGUGAAUCAGGCUGAAGGACGCAUGAAGAAACUGGAGCAGGAUGUUGCUGAGCUAAGGAGGAAAAAUGCUGAGCUGAAACAGCUUUCAGAGACAGAGGAUCAUAUCCAUUUUCUACAGCAUUUUCAGUCUCUCUGUGCCCCUCCUGAAGCUGGAGACUUACCCAGCGUUACUGUCAAUACAGACAUCUCUUUUGUGGCUGUGAGGAACGCUGUAUCUGAACUUAAAGACCAUAUUGAGGACUUCUGCAAGGGGGAAUUAGUCAAAAUAACCACAACAGUGAAUGAAGUUGCAGUUUACAGUCUGCAGGCUCCAGAGCCAAGGAACAGAGCUGAGUUUUUAAAAUCAAAGGAAAAGUGUGAAGAGGAAAUCAAGGACCAGCCAGAGCCUCAACGAAGAAACAGUAAUGAGAUGAGCCAUCCUAACAUGUCUGGAUGUGAAGCGAAUGCAGAAGAGAACAAAGAAGAGACAGAGAAACAAGAACCAGAUUCCUGUCAGCUCACACUGGACCCCAACACAGUGCAUAGAGAGCUCUGGCUGUCUGAAGGGAACCGAAAGGUGACACGGGUUUGGACCCAGCAAUUUCCUGAUGAUCACCCAGAGAGAUUUGAGAGUUGGGCCCAAGUGCUUUGCAGAGAGGGUUUGUCUGGGACUCGCUGUUACUGGGAGAUUGAGUGCAGUGGGAGAGGGGCUUCUAUAGGAGUCGCAUAUAAAGGAAUCAGAAGGAAAGGAGGGAAUCAUUCCUGUGGCCUUGGAUUCAAUGACAAGUCCUGGAGUUUGUUCUGCUCUGAUUCCAGUUACACUGCCCUGCACAAUAACAAUUACAUUGCAAUAACUGCCCCCCACUCCCACAGAAUAGGACUGUAUCUGGACUUUAAUACCGGCACGCUGUCCUUUUAUGGCGUCUCUGACACAAUGACCCUCCUGCACAGAUUCCAAACCACAUUCACUGAGCCGCUCUAUCCUGGGUUUGGCCUUUGUUAUUAUGAUUCCACUGUAAUAAUCUGCGAGCUGAACUAGACUGUUUUGUGUUGUAAGAAACCCUUUGUAUUGAACUCCCUGUCUGUACUCUCCACUCCUCGGGUGAAGGGAAUGUUCAAUCUGACACAACUUUGGAUGAAAGUUAGGGGGUAAAACGGCGCCACCUGCAGAGUGAAACGAGGUGAAUUAUUUGUUUUUACACAUGAGGCUGAGUUAGUCUCAUUUUUACUGUUUAAUCUGUCAGGUUAGUGUUUUGUAAUUGUAAACACUCACAACGGGACAGUAUUUAUUGAUUACAAACACAUAAAUAGCAGCAAGUGGCAGACUUAGUUGGCAUCUCUGCACAGUGCUAGAAUUCCCACAGCAAGUACUGAUAAGUAUUGCUGAAGGUGAUUAUAACUCACUAAAUAAUUCCACAGUGUGUUCCUAUAUUGCACUUCCAUUGGCUACAUAGGUCUCUAAUGUGCAGGUUUGAAAAACAUGAUGGGCAAGAUUCUCAUAAACCAUGGUCUUGUUUUUAAUUGGAUUUUGUCUAUCUAAUGGAUAUUUAUAGAUAUUUAUAGUAUCUAGCUGAACAAUUUGGGAUUUAGGUACAUCUGGCAAAUCUAUAAACCCUGGAGCUUCAUACAUACCUUUAUAAAGGCAAGCAAUAGGUACAAGAUGCCUUUUCUACCUAUUAUUAUUAUUGUUAAUUAAUUUUAUGGUUUAUUAUUAUUCAAAGCACUUCUUCAUAAUUAGGUUUUAAAUUAAAAGCAAAGCAUGAAUGUAAAUAAGGACCAUUUUAAUAACCAUUUAUUUACGUUUCUGUACUUCAAUUAAUGCAAACCUUUCUUCAUGUACUUUUUUCUUUAAAUGUUUUGUAAAGUUUUAAUUUUCAAUAAAUGUUUUUUUCUGCGCCUA
Molecule: messenger RNA, 2732 nt
Organism: Acipenser ruthenus (sterlet)
Lineage: Eukaryota; Metazoa; Chordata; Actinopteri; Acipenseriformes; Acipenseridae
Product: tripartite motif-containing protein 16-like
Exons: 8
Coding region: 60-1871 (603 amino acids)
Molecular function (GO): zinc ion binding; protein binding
Source: RefSeq, a predicted model, not a curated record